This is a messenger RNA of Stegostoma tigrinum, 889 nucleotides long. RefSeq names its product lymphotoxin-alpha-like. The record is from RefSeq and is a predicted model, not a curated record. Gene Ontology annotation, biological process: immune response. The transcript has 4 exons. Gene Ontology annotation, molecular function: tumor necrosis factor receptor binding. Gene Ontology annotation, cellular component: membrane. Bases 1 to 708 code for a protein of 235 amino acids. Lineage: Eukaryota; Metazoa; Chordata; Chondrichthyes; Orectolobiformes; Stegostomatidae.
AUGAGCAGUGAGAAGAUGCUGUCGGAGCUGGAGAGUGGCAAGGAGCUGGCCUCAGGCAACACCCAGCAAAGUACCCGCUGCCUCAAAUUGCUCAGCGCCUUCGCUGUUAUCGCCCUUGUCGCUGGUUGCGGAUAUCUCCUGUUCACUCAGGGACAAUCGUCAACAUCAAGCCUUUCAAACUGGAAGACUACUCUGAGAGGCGCUGACGAUGUGCCUGCCAACAGCGGCUUGCCUCAUCUCAUGAAGCGGGUGGGGAGUGACCCACGGCCAAGGAUUGCAGCUCACCUGACAGCCAAUCCCAUUCCCCUAGUGUCUGACAAACUGACAUGGCAGGAGCAAGCUGGCAUCGCGUUUUCCUACGGCGUUGAGUUCUCAAACAACAGCCUCCUGAUCAAGAAACCAGGCUUUUACUUCAUCUACACACAGGUGGUCUUCCACAAUGACCAGUGUGAGGAGAGCACCAUCUUCCUGAGUCACGAUGUUCACAAGCUCUCCUUGGCCUACCCUGAGGAGACCAUCCUGCUCAGGGCCACAAAGUCGGUCUGCCACCAUGGCAGCCACUCUGAUCCCUGGUUCAAAACAUCCUACCAAGGUGCCAUCUUUGAGUUUGAGGCAGGCGACCGGAUCUUCUCCCGGGUCUCCGAGAGCGUGGUCAAGUACUUGGACAAGACGGAAGGCAAGACCUUCUUUGGAAUCUUUGCCCUGUGAGGGGCUUUCUCCCCUUGAUGUGUCUAUGUUUGUUGUUGUUUUGAGUUUUGCGAUUUCUUUUGGGAUGACUGGUCGGGGCUGAGGGUCUAAUGUUUGUGCUGGCUCUGAUGGUCCCAUAGGAAGUGGGUGUAGGUGGUAUUUGAACAAGAGCAGGCAUCUUUCAUUAUCUCAAGGGUUGGAA